CUUAUAACGGUAAACAAGUAUACUAGCAAAACAUUUUGCAUGACUCGUACCGUCUUGCAAAUUAUUCUUCAUUUACUAGUUUGAUGCUCUUCGUACACAUAUAAUUUUACCAUUGAAGGUUAUAGAAGUUACAAUCCGACAUUUACAUAUAUUUAUCAACUAAUCCAGCGAAAUUUCCGCAUAUAGCGCCUACGGCAAUAUCCGCCUAUUUGCAUCUAUUGAUGUACUAAUCCAUACAGAACAAUGACCUACACAUAAUACUCCGCCUUAUCCAUAGGCUUGCUUCGUAUUUGAAUUGCCAAAUCUCCCUGCGCGUGUAACUCAAAAGGAUCCAGUAGCCAUGUCGCUUUGUGCCCUGCGUCUUCAGAUUAAUGCUGCAUAAGCCAUCUUGUUAUAAAAAGCUCGCUUUUUCGCGGGAGAGGGAAGCAUCGAUAGCGGAGCGUCGGCAACGGUGGGCGAGGAGGUUGAGAACGACAUCAGCGAUUGCAGCGCCAUUCGCGCCGACAAGUCCGUUGCAGUCUGCUUCACCAUCUUUCGACCGCUCGAACAGCGAUAACAUUGGGCGACCACGUUCUGUUUUGGUAAUUGAGCUUGUGUUCUGUGGAGCGAGGUGCACCAGAACGAUACGAGUGUGUCAUUCGAAUUCGCAGAAAAUACACGGCGUUGAGCUUGCUUUUUGCCCAGGAUAAAUUAAAUCGACGUCAUAGUUGAUGUGGAUAUAGUUCGACCUGCUUUAACGAGGUUAGAGCAUCAAGUGGAGAUGUGAAGUUAACGCUCUGGAACGCUUUCACGUAGUAACAAACGACAAGGAGAUCAAGACAGGCCCCAGAGAGGUUUAUUUGUCAAGAAUUUCUUAGCGUGUGCCAUCAGCGCGAUUUAGUAUGGCUGUCCGAGAAGUCGCUUUUACCUGCGAUGGGGCGGGUAAUUAUAACGUACGUGUAUGGGACCUUCAGAGCGGGAGUCCGUUAGCGACCUAUUCAGGUGGAGCAUCGCAGCCUCGGACGUUGUCCUUUGUCAAAGGAGACUACAUCAUGUCAGCUCAACGGGAUAAGCCAGCAUUCAGCUUGUGGUCGUUUCGGCAGUAUAACCAGGUAAAUCGGAAAUUCGCAGCUCCAGGCAAAGUCCGAACCAUGGAUAUCUCAGCCAGUGGAGAGUUCUGCGUGGCCGGUAUCGAUCAGGAACUCUUUAUCUGGGACGUACAGGGCGGCACUCUAUUAGGCAUAUUACAGGGACAUUACCAGCUGGUCUCAGUGGUAAAAUUUACAGAAGAUGACCGACACAUCGUAUCAGGCUCACUGGAUAGCGGUAUCUGUGUAUGGAAUGUGAACGAUUUAGAGCGUUUAGCUGACGGAGAACCUGUACAGCCGAUCACCGUUCUCAAAGAUCACACUCAGGCGAUCACCGAUAUCUCUGUACGAGGCUCUCUUAUCGCGUCCGUUAGCACAUCUGGAAUGCUCGCUAUUCAUAAUCUUCGUUCAUCGGGUUGGUUGGAUCUCAAGAAAAAUUUUUCAGUGCCUGCGGAAUCAGUAACUUUAAGCAAAUUGCUCGACGCCGUCUUUGUUGGCUUCCGUGAUGGGAAAAUUGUUCGGAUGUCGCUACGCGAUGGGGAAGAGUUAGAAUUCACUGGACAUUCGGGGCCUGUUCGCAGUCUGUCCUGCUGGGCCCAUUUAUUGCUAUCGGGUAGUGAUGACUGCACAGCGCGUCUUUGGGACGCGACACACGGUCACCUUGACCAGACAUUACGCCACGAUGGACCUGUAACGAAUUGCAAGAUCGCUCUGCUACCAGCGAAUGCACUCGCCAGGGAGACGAACCGUAGUAAAGCACUUCUUCCGGUCAAGAACUUCCAACGUACCGUCAGUUUCGCUGAAGUCUUCCAUGAACCCGAAUAUCAACAGGUCCCCUCGGAAUGGAACGAAAUCUCAUCAACAGUUCCGGCUCAGGAAGUCAUAGCUGCGCAGGCAGCACCACUUAGCAACGAGGAGCGCACUUCACUGGCAAAUCUGGCUGCAGCCAAUUGCGAUAUAGUUUCUGUAUUGUACAAUAUUCUAUAGAUGAGAAAAGACAUUAUUCUCAAUUACCUAACUUUCAUGUAUCUCAUCUUUUAGACCAUGUGUUUUUUAGUUUUUUUUUUUUUUUUUUACUCUUUGCGAAGGAAACAAGUGUUGUACACUUAUCCUAGAUUUACAUACAGUGCACACAAUAAUGAUAAAAUAUUGACAGCUAUUGGAAUAUUGAGCACUCCUAUUGCAUAACGAAAUUCACGUUCAUCGACGUGCUGAAAAUUAUCUUGUAUUUAUUUAAGAUAUUUACAUAUAAAGGAGCGGUCUACGUGGGAGAAUCGUCUGAUUUUCAAUAUAAGCUUCAACAAGAACAGACCACACCGUUAACAUGCUAGAUAUCUACAUAUUAUGCAUGCAUAGUUUCUUACAACGGCAAACAUAGGUAGUGAACCAAGAGUCUAUACAGAAAAAUAAAUUCAUAAUGAAACUGUAUAAUAAAGUUCUCAAAUCUAUCAUUUUUGAGUGUAGACGAGUG
Messenger RNA from Varroa destructor (honeybee mite), 2538 nucleotides. Its product is annotated as WD repeat-containing protein 18-like. Gene Ontology annotation, cellular component: rixosome complex; nuclear pre-replicative complex. Gene Ontology annotation, biological process: rRNA processing; DNA-templated DNA replication. NCBI's taxonomy places the organism in Eukaryota, Metazoa, Arthropoda, Arachnida, Mesostigmata, Varroidae. The record is from RefSeq and is a predicted model, not a curated record. Gene Ontology annotation, molecular function: protein binding.